UAUAACUGUCACUAUUUAUGUAAACCGCCUAACGUUCUAAAUUACACUUUAAAACUCUUCUAAAGCACUGAGCACACAAACAACGGGCGCAGAGCACAGCUCGCCGUUUCCGUUCAGACCGGUGUAAAAGUGGGAGGAUGAAGCUGGAGAUGAGCGAGGCAGGUGCAGGGUAGGACCGGGCACCUGCCAAAACGGCCCAAGGCUGUGAGAUGUUGUCUAAGUGAGCUUUAAUAACGCUCCCCCUGGGCAGCUCGUGUCAGAUCUCUGCUCCAGACCUACAGAACGCCGGAACAUUGUGCAGUCGCCCAACUUUCCACCCGGCCGCCCUCCAGGAUCAGCACGGAGCACUAUGCACAACCGAGCUAAAUCCCGCAGCUGUGACAACUACCUGUGCAUUAAGGACGCCGAGUCGUUGGACAGCUGUAUCCAGAGCGCUCUAUCGUCCCUGUACGCUCCGUUCGGGGCCACGGCCUCCACGGUGCUGCUGCAGCUCUUCAGCGUGGUGGAGCGGCAGUACGGAGGAGACGGCCUGCGCUGCUUCAUCGACUUCCUGCUGCCCGCCAAGAGGAUCCUGAGCAUCAUCCAGGAGGAGAGCUGUCUGCGGUUUAAAGGCCUGCUGCUGUACCACGAGGGCUGGCCGCUCUGCAUCCACGAGAAGGUGGUCCUGCAGCUGGCACCCCUGCACAAGGUGCGCCUGAGGCAGGGGGACUUCUACCUGCAGCUGGUCCCUCUGGGCCGCAAGGCCGCCAAGCUGGUCAUAAAAUGCCUGGCGCGGAGCGGGCGCGCCCUGGCCGAGAUCCCCGUCCCUGAGUGCAUGUACCCCAGCGUCUUCACCGCCGAGUUCCUGCAGGAUGUGACGCGCGAGCGGAACCUCCAGCCCCUUCAGAACUGCCUGCUGAGCACCGGCGCCGCCGUGUACCGAACCCCCUGGAGAAACGUCGUCAACCCCGUGUGCGUGAGAAGCGCCAGCGAGGGCAUCGUGCAGGCCCGGACGCUGGGCGUCGGCCACCUGGACGCCUGCAGUACCCACGGAUCUACGGUGACGCUGGACAGCCGGCGGAGCUCCAGAGACUCGCUGGGCUCGCAGGGAGCCGAAUCCACCAUGUCAGAGACGCUUUCGAGUCGCCGGACGAGCGAGACGUACUUCGGCGCUGGCGCGGCGCCCGCCAAGGAAGAGCACCACAGUCCUGGCACCAGCGCGGAGGAGAGCAGCAGGAGGGCAUGCGGUGCCGGCGCCAAGUCUCUGUCCUUCAGCACAGAUCUCAGCACGCCGCAGCGGCGCCAGUUCAGGGACUCGGCCGCCUUCGAGACGCGCCGGCUGUUUCGUAAAUCGUACAUGGAGGCUCUGCAGAACCCCAUGCAUCUCGGGUCGAGCUCAGAGUCCGUCCCGGAGGAGGGGAGCGAACCGGCGGUCCGGCCCGAGCCCAGGCCGCGGUGCGAUUCGGACCUGAACUCGUCCAGACGGGGGUCCCUGCAGCGCCGCCUCUCGCCCCUCCUGCCGCUGCAGCUCGGCAUCAGGGCCGAGAGGCGCUCCAAAUCUUUAGAACGGACCGGCAAAGGCCUGCAGGUCAAAGGUCACCGGACGCGCUCCGCAUCGGGCGGAGGGUCUCCGAAGAAGCUGAUGAACGGCUGCGCGCUGCGCUUCGGCCGGCUCGACCUGGACGCCGCGUUUUCCAGCCUGGAGAGACGAGCGAGCAAAGGGGACUCGGGACUCCCCGACUCCCCUUCCUUCUCCGAGUCCAGGAGAAGCAGCAGUGCCGGAGAAGAUUCUCCUAAAGCCUCGUCCGGCUGCUCGUCCGCCUCCGCACCCCCUCCUGUAGCGCCCCCUCCUGGCUGCGCUCCCCCUCUGCCCUCUCAUCUUACCCAGCUGAACACCGAGCUGCUGACGUCAGGAGCCGUCACGCUACCUGGUAACAGGGACCGGGGCGGGCGCUUCCUUCUCCAGGUGUGUAUGAGGAACCCAGUGUGGACAGAUGAGAGUUUCACCCCCAGAGAGCUUACCUGCCUGCUGGGAUACUACUGCUCCACACUGCGGAAGGAGAAAAGAGAUCUGGGACUGACUGUACUCGUGGACUCUCGGAGACAACAGACCAGUCCUACACUGUUCUCAGCUCUGUCUCAACUACAGGCGUCUCUGCCAAAUGCACUUUACUCAAUUCUGUUACUCACGGACAAGGAGGUGUCCGUCAGACCGGAGAGGGACUCCUCCGUUCCCUGUGAAGUUCUGACGUCUCUGAAAGCUCUGCAGAAGCACGUCGACUCGUCCCAGCUCACACGAGACCUGGACGGCGCUUUUCCGUACGACCAUCACCACUUCAUCACGUUCAGACAGAAAAUGGAGCAGUUCUCCAGCAGCUGUGACGCCGCCAUCUCGUCUCUCCAGAGCUCUAUAGACGUCCUGCACGACAGCAGCAGCCCACAGACCGCCAAGGACGUAUCUGAGACCAUCAUGCAGCAGAAGAACCUGAUGGAGUGCGUGCUGGAGGACUCACAGCUCAACCGCCUCAGGAUGGAGGGAGGAACCUUCCUAGCACGGGUCAGGAAAGAGGAGACGAGUGAAGUCGAGAGUUUCAGGGACACCGUGGACGCGGCGUGUACGCUCUAUAACCGGCUGGAUGAGGAGGUUCAUAAACUUGUCAUCCUGUCUAACAAAUCCCUCCAUCAGCUGGAGAACCUGCUGCAGUUCCACACCUUCCAGGAAGAGAUUGACCGGAUUAAGCACUGGUUCAGACUGGAGGGGGAGAAUCACUUGGCUCCGUUGGAUUCCUUCAGAUUUAACCUCACUUCCUUACACGAAAUGAGACACAGCCUGGACCGGUUCACUGAGGAGGCAGCGCUCCAGCAGAAGCAGGCCACGGCGCUGGUGCAGGACUCUGAUCAAGUAUCCAGUUCCACGAUACUGGAGCUCAAACAGAGCAUCGGUUCCGUCCUCCAGCGAAUCAGCACACGCAGAAGCGAGCUGGAGAUCCUGACCAACCUGUACGAGUUCUACGACUCGGCUGAACAGUGGAUGGCGCACUGUGAGGACUACUUCCAACGUCUCAAUCUGGAGGAAAGUGGCGUGACCUUUUCUCCUGAAGUUCUGCAGACGUUGCAGGACUACCACAGUGAGGCUACCAAGUUUUCUCUGGAGAACUUCAGCUCUCUAAAUGAGACGGUGACUACUCUGGGCAGCCAGCGCCAACUUCACCACUGGAACCUCAUCUGGAUGAAGUGCCAGGAGACCAGAAAGCAGCUGGAGGAGACGCUGGCAAGAGCCGCAGCAUCGCGGAACUGUCCUGAACCCGCGUCCGAGCCUCGUCUGAGCUCACACGAUCCAGAAAGACUGAUCAGAUCUCCGGAUUUACACUGCGCGGAGAGCAGGAGUUCUCUUCCCGAGAUCAAACCCGCCCCCAUGUUCGAGUUCGAGGAUGAAAAACCUCGCUCGGCGGGUCCGUAUUCCAAAAGUGACUCUUCCUUUGAGUCUUCGCCGUUUCUCUUCCCUCCUAAAAGUGAUAAAGGCUCGCUCUCGCUGCUGGACGACACCGACAGCGACUGCACGGUGGAUUCGUCCGUUUCCUGCCGGUCGGAGCCGGGAGCGAGGCACCGCAGACCCCCGCUGAAGAAGAUGAUGAAGAAGACCGUGAGCUCCGAGCUGUCCGGUCACCACGGCUACUCGGGGGUCUACAUCAAAGGACUGGAGGUGGGCAACAGCGUGUGUGUGGAGAAGAAGCUGCAGAGGCCACAUUUAAAAAGUCCAGUGCUGGAACGGAGCAGGAGCCUCCCCUCACCCUCCAGGGCUCACGGCAGGAUCAUGGAGGGGGACGUCAAGAGACACAGCAGUAAAAUCCAGCACAUCAUGGACGAGAUGAUCUCCACGGAGAGGGAGUACGUGCGCUCGCUGUCCUACAUCACGGAGCAUUACUUCCCCGAGAUGGAGCGGCCCGACCUCCCCCAGGACCUGAGAGGGAAGCGCAGCAUCAUCUUCGGGAACCUGGAGAAGCUGUGCGACUUCCACAGCCAGUACUUCCUCAGAGAUCUGGAGCGCUGCGCACACGCCCCGCUCUACGCCAGCGCCUGCUUCCUACGACACGAGGACCAGUUUGGAAUGUACGCUCUGUACAGCAAAAACAAACCACGCUCCGACGCCCUGCUCACCAGCCACGGCAACGCUUUCUUCAAGGAUAAGCAGGUGGAGCUGGAGGAUAAGAUGGACCUGGCGUCCUACCUGCUGAAGCCCAUCCAGAGGACGAGCAAAUACGCCUUGCUGCUGAAGGACCUGAUCAAGGAGUGCGGCCAAUCGCAGGAGCAGGAGCUCGCCGAUCUUAAAACCGCCGAGGAAAUGGUCAAGUUCCAGCUGCGUCACGGCAACGACCUGCUCGCCAUGGACGCCAUCAGAGGAUGUGAUGUGAAUCUAAAGGAGCAGGGCCAGCUGAGGUGCCAGGACGAGUUCAUCGUGUGGUGCGGGCGCAGGAAAUACCUCCGACACGUCUUCCUGUUUGAGGAUCUCAUCCUCUUCAGCAAGACCAAGAAGAUCGAAGGAGGAUACGACAUCUACAUCUACAAACAGUCCUAUAAGACGGCGGAGAUCGGCAUGACGGAGAACGUGGGCGACAGCGGCCUCCGGUUCGAGAUCUGGUUCAGGCGCAGGAAGUCGCAGGACACCUUCAUCCUGCAGGCGAGCUCGGCCGAGAGCAAGGCGGCCUGGACCUCCAUCAUCGGCAAGAUCCUGUGGAGACAAGCGCUCAGGAACAGAGAGCUGAGGAUGCAGGAGAUGGUCUCCAUGGGAAUCGGCAAUAAGCCGUUUAUGGACAUCAAACCGAGUGACGCGGCCAUCAGUGACCGAGCUGUCGAUUACAUUAUGAAGGGAAAAGAGUCCCGCGCUCGUUCCUCGGCCGCCGCGCCCUCCUCCGAGCAGUGCAGCCCGUUUAAAAGACCCCACUCCACCAUCUCCAACAGCAGCUCUUCCUCCUCCAGCAGCCACUCGUCCUCGUCCUUCCUCAGCUCCCUCAACCUGCCGCUCUUCAGCUCCGCCCCUCACCUGCCCCUCGCCCACUGGCACUACGACUGCAUCGAGGAGGACGAACUGGAGCAUGACGCCGGCGCCCAGAAACCCAUGAUCACAGAGGGUUCCGAGUCGUCCUCUCACAGCGCCUCCAGCGAUGGAGUGAACAGUGUGAGCACUCUCACUCUCACCCCUCACUCCUCCCUCAUCAUGGACUCCUUCCACACCGACGCUCCGUCCUUCCUCUGCUCCUCCGUCUCCUCCUCGUCCUCCUCCGUCCUGUUCCAUAAAGAUCACGAGCUCCAGAACGACCCGGGCAAGUUCAUCACGGCGCUGUGAGGUCGGAUCUGCGCUGGAUCACACGGCUCUGACUGCUGCUCACGCUGAAGACUGAAGUAAACGUUCUAUACGUGUGUAUACGUGGAUGAUUUCAUGCCAUACGUGCAGAUGAACUCGGACUACUGGAGCACAAACUAAAGCUCGAGCGUUAUUAACUCCUCACACUAAACUUCCUCUUACAUCGAAAAGCACAAACAGAAGUGUUAAACCUGACUGAUCUGUACAGAAAUAAAACACGUCCUCAUGUUUGUUUGUUUAACUGGCACUACUGUACUAAUAAAAUCUGUUUUUGUUAUUAAA
Messenger RNA from Trichomycterus rosablanca, 5623 nucleotides. RefSeq lists its product as uncharacterized. The record is from RefSeq and is a predicted model, not a curated record. The transcript has 26 exons. Gene Ontology annotation, molecular function: guanyl-nucleotide exchange factor activity. NCBI's taxonomy places the organism in Eukaryota, Metazoa, Chordata, Actinopteri, Siluriformes, Trichomycteridae. Bases 350 to 5323 code for a protein of 1657 amino acids.